AUGAUGGCAACAGGUACUUUGAAUCAAUACAUUCAAUAUGUAGAGCGUAUGUUUAGAACUGCUAAUGGAGAAAACUUAGCCAGACUUCUUUCAUUGAGAGACGACCAUAUAAAUAAUAAAAAUCUUAGGUCAAGUGACAUAGCCACACUCGUAGAAGGGAACUGUGUCGCACCGUUGGAUGAGAUUAUAAUUUACCAUUUAUGUUGUGUUCAGGCUUUAUCUGUCAAAGACUUUAUAGAGGCAUAUCAUCAUCAAAGCCAGUGUGUCGCUGCUGUAGUUAGGUUACUACAAGCUCAGAAGGAAGAAAAUUGGAGUCUUUCUCUCAUGUAUACAGUUUGUUUGGACUUACGCCUCGUCGCUCAGAAAGCAGAAUUAUGUGAUGCACAAAGCAAUGGAAAAAUACUUGAAAAGGCUGCAGAAAGUUUGUUAGCAUGUUUCCGUGUUUGUGCUGCAGAUAACAGAACAGCAGAUGAAGAUACGAAGAGACUUGGAAUGCUCAACCUUGUUAAUCAAUUACUUAAAGUAUAUUUUCGAAUAAACAAACUGCACUUGUGCAAACCUCUUAUAAGGGCAAUAGAUUCUUCACCAUUUAAAGAUCAAUUUCCUCUAGCGCAACAAAUCACAUAUAGAUAUUUCGUUGGCAGAAAAGCAAUGUUUGACUCGGACUACAGAUCUGCUGAUGAAUAUUUAUCAUUCGCUUUCCAAAAUUGCCAUCAUCAAAGCAUAAAAAAUAAGAGGCUUAUAUUAACAUAUUUGAUCCCAGUUAAAAUGCUUUUAGGGUUUAUGCCAGCAAAGCGUUUGUUGCACAAGUAUGACUUAUUACAGUUUUGGGAUCUAGUUACCACUGUAAAGAAUGGUGAUCUACGUGGAAUUGAUCAUGUUAUGGAAGAACAUGAAAGUUUCUUCAUAAGGGCUGGGAUUUAUUUAAUUGUGGAGAAGUUAAAAAUUACUGCAUACAGAAAUUUAUUUAGAAAAGUCUAUUUGGCUGAGAAUACACAUCAAAUUGAUAUAGUGAGUUUUCAAGCUGCUUUACAGAUUAUGGGUCAAGUCGAUGUUGACUCGGAUGAGACACAGUGUAUUGUCGCCAAUUUGAUAUAUGAUGGAAAAAUUAAAGGGUACAUUUCGUAUCAACAUAAAAAAGUUGUUGUUAGUAAGCAAAAUGCGUUUCCGCCAUUGUCCAGUUUGUAUUAA
Molecule: messenger RNA, 1191 nt
Organism: Pieris macdunnoughi
Lineage: Eukaryota; Metazoa; Arthropoda; Insecta; Lepidoptera; Pieridae
Source: the annotation of a GenBank genome assembly